Molecule: messenger RNA, 3153 nt
Organism: Paramecium tetraurelia
Lineage: Eukaryota; Ciliophora; Oligohymenophorea; Peniculida; Parameciidae
Exons: 8
Biological process (GO): protein deubiquitination
Molecular function (GO): cysteine-type deubiquitinase activity
Source: RefSeq, a predicted model, not a curated record
AUGAAAUAUUCUGGAAAAGAUGAUGAUCAGGAGGAUUCCGAUGACCAAUAGAAAACAAGUAUUUCACAAUAUUAAGCAAAUAAAUUGAAGCAACAAGCAAAGGAAAUGCAUGAAAUGUUGAUGUUGUUAAAGGAAAACUUUGAGGAUGAAGACUGUGACAAAUACUACAUUUUGAGCAAAAAGUAUUUGAAUCUAAUUUUAUUACUUAGUUGGUUCAACCAAUGGAAAUAGUAUGUGUCAUAUGAUUAGGUUGUAAAUGAUCAACCACCUGACAGUAAAUUUGGAUAAACAAUGUUACAUGGUUAUAAUAAUGAUUUGCUAGACACGCGCAUAAAUGAAUGCUUCAAAUUUCAUCCACUUAAUACUCAUCCAUGGAAUACAUGGCUAAAACCAAAUUUGUAAGAGGAUAAAGAUUACAUUGUGAUUUCAUAAUAAAUCUAAGAUUAUUUGAAUUAAAAUUACAGAGGUACACAGAUUAUGAGAAACUCAAUAGGAUAAGGUAAAAAUAAGAAUGUUGUUGUGAAUUUGUUAAGGUUCAAUGCCACUCUAAUUUUAGCUAAUACGAUCAUGUAAAUUGCUUAAGAUAAUCUCACUCAAUUCGAGAAAGAAAUUUUGUAAGCUGAUGAAAAUUGUGUAAUUAAGGAUCUCUAUACAUUGAUAUAGAAAACAGUGCAUACUUUUAGGGGUAAUUACAAUACUCAGAAUGGUGUUAGAAUUUGGAGAUACAAACAUUAAACUGACCCAUUUAAGGGAUUGUUCGCAGAAAUCAAAAAGCAAGUUUAAGAUCUUGAUUUCAAUGAUGAUCAAGUCUUUGAUUUUUCAGGAGAACCUAUUGAGAAUUCACCAGAUAUCACAUUGAAAUCAUUGAAUCUAACUUAGAAUGAUCUUGUUUUAAUUGAAUUCUAACAACACUAUAAACCAUGGUGUAUUAAACAUCCCUCUGUUCCAGUUGAAGGGAAAUGUGAAGGUUGUGGUUAAAUCAGCGAACUUCACUUUCCGUGUAAAUGCAAGAAGGUAGCAUAUUGCUCUGAAAAAUGUAAAGUGAAUGAUGAACAAUUUCAUCUUCCAAAAUGUGAUCCUUGUGGUUCUGAUGAUGAAUAAGUAAAAUAGAUCAUUAUCAAUGAUCAAUCUGUUAAAGGAAUAGCUGGAUUGGCCAAUUUAGGCAACACAUGUUUUAUGAAUAGUGGUACUCAAUGUUUAUCAAACACAUAUUAAUUGUCAGAGUAUUUUAUUACAAAUAAAUAUUUUGAUGAAAUUAAUGAAGACAAUCCUCUAGGAACUAAAGGUUAACUAGUAAGAAAAUAUGCCUCUUUGAUCAAGAAAUUAUGGUGUGGUCACAAGAAUAUUGUAAUUCCAACUAGCUUUAAAAAAGCAGUUGGAUAAUUCUAACCCAUGUUCAAAGGAUUUCAAUAACAUGAUUCUUCUGAAUUAAUUACUUUUCUAUUGGAUGGAUUACAUGAGGAUCUAAAUAGAGUCAAGAAGAAACCUUAUGUUGAAUCUAAGGAUAAUUAAGGGAAACCAGAUUUCGAAGUGGCAAAGGAAAGUUGGGACAAUCAUCUUGCUAGAAACCAAUCAAUUAUUGUGGAUUUGAUGCAUGGAUAAUAUAAAUCAACUCUUAAAUGUCCUACUUGUUCUUAAAUUUCUAUUACUUUUGAUCCAUUUCUGACUUGUGGACUUAGUAUUCCAAAUAAAAAGUAAAAGUCCAUUCAAGUCAAGUUUAUUAAAUCAAUAGUCUAAAUUGAAACUAAAAGUUUAACCUUUGAUGGAUCCAAAAAAACAAUGCCCUUACAUGAAUUUACUAAGGAAUAGAUUAUUCCUGAAUUUAAAAUUGAUCCAAAUGCAGAAUUGAUAUUUUACACAUCCUUCUCUAAUGAUUUUCAAACUCUUAUUGAUCCAAAAUCAGAAAUUAAUUCAGUGAGAAAGAAUUCAAAGAGAGGAUAUCUUGUUGCCAAAAUAAUUAAUGAAGAUGAAAAGGAGAUACCUGUAGAUGACAGAAUCUAUUUGAAUUAUUCUUAGAAAGCCUUGGAUGGAUUUGGAUAGUAAUACAAAAGAACCAUAUUUUAAUCAUUCUAUGUAAUUAUAUAGAAGGAGUUUACUCUAAAAUAAAUACAUCUUGCAAUUUUUAAGGCUCUUCUUCCAAUAUUUUGCGAUGUAGUUUCUCUAAGUGAAAUAUCAACUCCUGAACUAAUAAGAUAAUACUACGAGCAUUAUAUUUAGGGAAAAUACUACAACCUAUAUUUCAGAUCCCAGAGUGCUUAUUGGUAAUAAUGUGGUUUUUGUGGAUUGAAGAAUUGCCAAGAUUGUGAAGCAGACUAUAAGGAUGACACUUAUGAAUAGAUAAAGACAAAAGUAUAGGCGAGUGAUCAACAUAAUAAGAUGGAACUUAUUGUGUUUUGGAUUCAGAGUCCAUUUCAAAAUGUGAAGCCUGUUGACAUCUAUUCAUAUUAUCAGAAUUAACAAUACAAAAAGUAAAUGGAAGAGAGGAAUGCAACAAAUAAUAAUGAAGAUGAAAACAAUGAUAAUAAUAAUUAGAACAAAAGAUAUGUGAUGACAUCUAAUAAUUAUGCUAAUAAUAAUCUCAUACCCAAAGUGACAUUACAGGAAUGUUUGAGAUAAUCAGAACAACCAGAGUAAUUAGCUGAAGAUAAUGCUUGGUAUUGCAAGGUUUGCAAGGAACAUGUCUAGGCAUACAAAAGCAUGUAGAUUUAUAAGGCAUCUGACAUUUUGAUCUUCACAUUAAAGAGAUUCAAAGCUUCAAGUGGAUUUUUCAAGCAGAAACUGGAGACAUUUGUGGAAUUUCCUGUAAGAGGGCUUGACUUAACAGAUUUCAUUUUGAAUAAGAAUAGACCUUUGGAUUAUGAGUAGGAAGUGAAGGAUUAGGAGAAGAUAGAAGAGGAGUUCCAGGAACAAAAUGAGGGCAAUAAGAAACUCAUCUAUGAUUUAUUUGCAGUAUCAAAUCAUUUUGGAGGCAUGGGAGGUGGACAUUAUACUGCUUUUGGCAAGAACCAUUUGAAUGGAAAAUGGUACAAUUUUGAUGACGCUUAAGUGGGUGAAGUGGAUGAAGAUUAGGUUGUAACUAAGAGUGCAUAUGUUUUGUUUUACAAGCGUCGAUCUAAAGAUGAAAAUACACAAGACUUCAAAACACAAGAUUGA